Candidula unifasciata is the source of this 4473-nucleotide messenger RNA. The record is from the annotation of a GenBank genome assembly. Lineage: Eukaryota; Metazoa; Mollusca; Gastropoda; Stylommatophora; Geomitridae.
AUGUCCGUGUCGACAACUAACUCUUCUGAUCUAGGAACAGCUCAAGUGGACGUGUCAUUGGCUACGCAGCCGAACCUGGAGCCUCCGCCGUUAACUACUCCAGUAACUGCCUGCGGUCAGAACAUUCUUUCAUCACAGUGCACAGUGGGUGGGUUUCAGGGCCAGAAAAUUGUUUCAUCACCAUCCACCCUGACUGAAUUACAAGUCCAGAAUCUUGUUUCAUCACAGUCCACCCCUCUUGAAUUACAAGGCCAGAGUAUUGUUUCAUCACAGUCAGCACUGGAUGGGUUUCAGAGCCAGAACUGUGUUUCGUCACAGUCCACAUUGAGUGGGUUUCCGAACCAGAAUCUUGUUUCAUCACAGUCCACCCUGCCUAUUUUACAAGGCCAGAGCAUUGUUUCAUCACAGUCCACAUUAAGUGGGUUUCAGAGCCAGAAUCUUGUUUCGUCACAGUCCACGUUGAGUGGGUUUCAGAGCCAGAAUCUUGCUUCGUCGCAUUCCACCCUGCCUGGAUUACAAGGCCAGAGCAUUGUUUCGUCACACUCCACAUUAGGUGGGUUUCAAGGCCACCCUACUUAUGGUAUUCACGUGGCUAACAGUUCCCUGACACUGCCACCAUCAAUUAGCCAGAAUGUGCAGGUAGUGAGAAGUGCUGUUCCAUUGGUCAGUUCUGCUAUGGGAGCAGGUCAGCUUGUAUAUCCCAGGAUGCAACAUCCAGCUUUCUCUCAGGCCAUCCCAAUUUCUUCAGCUUUAAUUGGUCAGCAGAUAACUCUACAGCGUUUAGCCAGCAAAGGCCAGCAUCUUCCACUGGGGAAUGUGACUCAGAUAGCAAACCAGCAGCUGAUUCAGCAUGGGUCCCCCAGUCCAGGGAAAACCAUCUCACCCAGAGCUGUGAGCACAGUAGCCGCAGGCCUUCACCGUCCAGUCAUAUCAAAUUUCAGCAAUGUUCAUCACUUUCAGAAAUCUGCAGCACCUACCCUGGUUACAGUAUCGCAAGCCCAGCAGAUGGGACUGCGAGUCACCAAUACCAGCGGUCAGUCAUUGACCAUUCAGAGAGCUGUCAGUCCUUUGGUUGCUCAGCACGUAUCCACUGGUAGUCAGCCCAGUUUUAUUCAGUGUUUACCUAAUUCAGCUGUUGUUUCCCAGCAGAUAGCUUCGAGCUCACCAGCUACAGUGUCACUGCAAGCCACCCAGUCAGUUGGGGGUCAUCUGCGAGCAACUUCACCAGUAGGAACAGCCACAAUUGUAGGGUCAGCCUCUCACCUAGGCACAGCUACGCUCGUUAAUGGACAGCCAAUCUCUAUUCAGCCUCGGCCACCUGUUGCGUAUAUUGCAAGCGUACCUUCUACAGGGAUGACCUUCACAGUUACCUCAAUCUCACCUGGCACAUCAGUUCUGCAGACAGCAACCUCGACAACGUCCAGCCAGGGCACGGCCACAGGUCAGCAUGUUGUGUGGCCUGCAUCCUCCAUCUCUCAAGGACAGGUUAUUCGGACUGCAAUCCCAGUGGUUUUACCUCAGGCUUUGACCUUUGCUGGACGACCACAAUUGAUCCAGUGCAGUGCAGGACCUCGCCUGAUACAUAAACCUAUGAUGUCACUGACAUCUAGCUGCGGGGGGCACAUCACUGUGCAAGUGCCACAAGUCAUCAAUCCUGUAGUCAAAACUGUGGUCAGCCUGGCUGGAGUCAGUGCAGCCACUACAACAUAUAUUCCUGGUCAUGUGCCUGCAGCUGUGUCCAGUUCUAUGUUCUUGCUAACCACAUCUCUGCCAUCCUCAAUACAGGCACAACAGGAAGGAGGCACUGCAGCCAUGACAAUGACCUCACCAGGCUCUGUUAACACAGGCAGUGAGGCAGUGACCUCAGUCACAUCUAAUGCUGCUGCAGCAAGUGUUUCGCAGACAUUGUCAGUCCCUGCUUACGACAGUCCUGUCCUAGCAAAUAGCUGCUCCACACUGACAUCACCAGCAGAUAUUGACAGUCUAAAUGGUCCUCUGACUGGCACUGCUGUCUCUGACAGUGACACGACACCAAGAAGUGUGACAUAUGUUGCAACCGUGCCUGCAGCUGCUCUGUCAUCUGUGACCCCCACGCAGGCUGUGCCAGGUAUGGGAGGAAACAUCUCUAUGGCCGAGGUGUCUGUACCUUCUUGCAAUAAAGAAAAUGCGGACAAUGAAGCUGCAGUUCUGACAGAAGGCUUCAUAGACUCCAACCUUCUGGAGUGGACUGAUGGAGUGGGUAGGCUGCCUGGCACAGAUAUGAAGUUCAAAGUUAAUGAGUUUGGUGAUCUGGAAUUGAUUGAUGAUGGGAGCUGCCAUGCAGAAGUGGCCUCAAACAAGAUGGAGGACAGCCAGCAAGAUGGCCCACUCAAUGGAGGGGAUGUGGGUGACGGCAGCAGAGGGAAUGGAACAAAAGACGUGAGUGACCCCUCGCAGCUGUCGGAUCAUGAAGGAGACCCUGUGUGCUGUUGUCUCUACUGCGGUCGCUACGGUUACAAGAGUAACUUCAAAACUUCUGGAAAAUUCUGCUCACAGAACUGUGCGGGAAAAAGAAGACAUCAUCGCAAGCAGCUGAUCAUGUCACGAAUGAUGAUGGGGAUGAAGAGAAAGAAGAAGAAAAUGAUCCUGUCUGGAGAAAUGAAAACUUUGUCUGAAGAGAAACAGAAUGGGUCAAAUAUGGUAUCUGAGAAAAAGUUGUUAAACUUUGAUUGGGAUUCUUACCUGGCAGAAACAAAAUCCAUUGCUGCCCCUAAAAGACUGUUUCAAGAGCCAUUUCCCACAAACCGUAAUGGUUUCCGUCUGGGGAUGAGACUAGAGGGCGUUGACCCCAAGCAUCAGUCACUCUUCUGUGUGCUGAGUGUAGCUGAAGUGCAGGGAUACAGGUAUGUCAAACUUCACUUUGAUGGAUAUUCGGAGUGCUAUGACUUCUGGGUAAAUGCCGAUUCACCGUUUAUAUUUCCCGUCGGCUGGGCAGAGAAAAAUGGUGAAGUUCUGCAACCACCUAAAAAUAUUCCAGUGGGAGAGUUUAACUGGACAAACUACCUGAAGCAGGCCAGAGCUGUGGCUGCACCAAAGCAUUUGUUCCUCAACCAACCAUCCACUGUGGUUCCUUCAGCAUUUCGAGUGGGGAUGAAGCUGGAGGCAGUAGACAAGAAGAACUCAAGCCUGGUGUGUGUCGCCACUGUGGCCAACACGCUCGGUGAGAAGAUCCUUGUCCACUUCGAUGGCUGGGAGGACACCUAUGAUUACUGGUGUGAUGUAACUUCGCCGUCCGUCCGUCCAGUCGGCUGGUGUCAGUCCAAUGGUCAUUCAUUGUCCUCGCCACCUGAUUACUCAGACGGGGGCAACUUCAGCUGGGACCAGUAUCUCCAGGAAACCCACUCGACCGCUGUUCCAGCUCGGGCCUUCAAAACUCGUACAGCAAUGGGGUUUGAGAAGGGAAUGAAAGUGGAGGUGAUGGAUAAACGGAAUCCAAUCCUGAUCCGAGUUGCUACGAUUGCGGAUGUGCAGGAUUACCGCCUGCUCAUCCAUUUUGAUGGCUGGGACUCUAUUUAUGACUACUGGAUUGAUGACGACAGCAGUGAGCUUCACCCUCCUCUUUGGUGCAGUAAGACGUUCCAUCCUCUUCAAAGUCCAAUAGACCAGAAGAUUCUCAAACACAGUUCUGAUUCCGGAGGAUGUCCGACUGUUGGCUGUAAUGGCAUUGGUCACAUCAAAGGUGCAAAGUACACAGGACAUCACAGUGCAUUUGGCUGUCCUUACUCAGAGGUCAACAUGAGCAAGGACUCAGCCUUGACUGAUCGGCUGGGAUCUUCUCGAUCAGAGGAAGGGGGCGGCCUGCCUGCUAGAUAUGACGGGUCAGCAGAUAUGAGGAAAUGUCCGACCCUGGGUUGUGAUGGAUUGGGUCAUGUGACCGGCAAGUUUACCUCCCACCACUGCCUCUCAGGGUGCCCCCUGGCAGAGAAGAACCUCGCCAAAAUUAAACAGGAGAAUGUGCCAGAACCUAGACCUGUUGGGCGUCCAGGCCGCGGCCGUAAAAGGAAGUCACCAUCACUGUGUCAGGGGGCCACAGACAAAGUGAUAAAGACAGAAGAAACAGAAGAUGUGAGCGAGGAUAGAAGUUCUCUCCACGCUAGCAUCCAUGAGUCUGUGUUUCAGUCAACGGCUCCAUCCCCAGGGACAGUGGAUCAGUCUCUCUGCUGGGAGCAGCACGCCAAACUCCUUCCUGGCAUCACCGAGGUCAGCCAGGCUGUCGUCUCCACCUGGACAGUCGAUGAAGUGGCGGCUUUUGUUUUAAAACUGACAGGCAACGAGGAGCAGGCACACAAGUUCAAGGCAGAGCAAGUGGACGGUGAUUCCUUUCUGCUGCUACAACAGAGUGACCUUCUGAACUUUCUCAACAUCAAAUUGGGACCUGCCGUGAAAAUCUUCAACAGUAUUCUUGUAUUCAGAGCCGCCAGCGAAUCGUAUUAA